CUUAAUCUCCACCACCAUAUAGCACUUAGGGGGCCACCAUAAUAUGUACCAGUCAUGGUCUCUAGUGAAUGACUUGUGCCAGAGGAUGGAUACUAGGGCUUCAUUCAGCUCCUUGCAUCCAGCUUGCCCCACAGUGCUGCAACCCCAGUUCAGCUCUCGGUAGAGUCCCGCUGGCACUAAUUGCAGCUUUCCGGUCACUAUAGCGACGGGUGGGGCGAGCCGGCGAGUCUCCUUUAGAACUACAUCUCCCAUCAUGCAUCGGACCCUAGGGUGCUGGGCUCAGCCUGAACCCGAAGACCCGACUGACCUCGCGCUCCAGGAGGGAUAGGGGAUGAGAAGCGGAACAUGACGGUAGCAUGGCCCAGGGCAUGAUAGAGGUGGAGCGAAAAUUUGUUCCAGGGCCUGGCACAGAGGAACGGCUGCAGGAGUUGGGAGGCUCUCUGGAGCACCAGAUCACCUUCAGAGACAUCUAUUAUGACACCCCCGAGCUGACCCUCAUGCAGUCUGACCACUGGCUGCGACAACGAGAGGGUAGUGGAUGGGAAUUAAAAUGUCCUGGAGCAGUGGGUGUCUCAGGAGCCCACACUAAGUAUGUGGAACUCACAUCUGAUCCUGCAAUUGUGGCCCGCCUGUGUCAGGUGCUAGAAGCUGAGGAGCUGGGGAGUGGAGGUGUAGCUGCUGUGCUGAGUCCACUGGGGCUGCAGGAAGUAGCUAGUUUUGUGACUAAGCGGAGUUCCUGGAAGCUGAUGUUCUCUGGAGCUGAUGAAGAUGAAGAGCCCCUGCUCAAGGUGUGCCAGCACAUGAGAAGGCACCUGCCAAGCUCAUCGUGUACCUGCAGCGCUUCCGGCCUCAGGACUACCAACGCCUGCUACAAGCACAUACCACUGGAGAGAAGCCACAGGGGACUGAACAUCCUGACAACCACUUGGGUUAGGGGGUGUCCCUUCUCAAAGGGCAAAAGAACUCUGGGUUCAGUGGGGUCCACACUUGCACUCAUGGUGCCUCUUUCCUUCGAACAGUGCCCCCCCUCUCUCCAGCUCUGCCUGUUCUUUCACCCUGUCCUUAGUUACCCUUCCGAGAGCCCUCCCUGGUUGCCUUCUCUCCCUCAUCAGUCAGAUGCAAUCUGUGGGCCGCCCCUCUCCCCUGGCCGCUAAGCAGCCUCCAUUGAUUUCCGCUCGUGUUUAUAGGAUUUCCACUUAGCCGUGAUCAGUAGUUAAGCACAGGAAAAUCCCUUGCCACCCCCCCUCCCUUGGUCGAUGCCAUUGAUUCUGCCAGCGGCUCUGAAACUGCCUUACAGCUGAGUUAGAGAUGAGGGGAGGCAGCAGGGAUUUCCCUGCCUUGGGUUGUGGGGAAUAGCAGCAGGGAGGUUGGGUUGGGUAUUCUUGUUAGAAAUUCUGCUUUAAUUUUUGUCACAAUGCCCACCUCUGGCCCAGAGGGCAGAGUGCCUCUUGUGGCAGUUCUGAGAUACAUGUGUUCCCAGACCUGGAAAGAGAUAGAGUUCCAGGACAGAUUCACACUUCCUAUGUGAGAAAGUUCUUUCCUUGCUGUUAUUUAUAUAUAUUUUCUACCUCAGACAUAUCCAAAUACGGUUUUCCACCUCC
Cavia porcellus (domestic guinea pig) is the source of this 1601-nucleotide messenger RNA. RefSeq names its product thiamine triphosphatase (gene Thtpa). Gene Ontology annotation, biological process: thiamine metabolic process; dephosphorylation; thiamine diphosphate metabolic process. The transcript is spliced from 3 exons. Gene Ontology annotation, molecular function: thiamine triphosphate phosphatase activity; magnesium ion binding. The record is from RefSeq and is a predicted model, not a curated record. Lineage: Eukaryota; Metazoa; Chordata; Mammalia; Rodentia; Caviidae. The coding region runs from base 357 to 1154 and encodes 265 amino acids.